AUGAUCACAGAAUCCGAAUUACAGGCACAAUAUGAUGCCGCUGUCAAGCGCUUGAGGGAUGCUGAACAGGGCGUCGCAGCUGCUUUAAAGGAAAUGAAUAAGAAAGAAGCGUUAGCAAAAAAAAAACAGAAAAGCAUCAAAGAGUAUUAUCUCGCUUGGUCAGAAAAACAGAAGGUAGAAGUAGCUAUUGUUGAAAAGUAUGAACAAGAAUAUGCUGCUGAGUAUGCGAAAAAUUUGUGCUAUACAGAUUGGAUGAAAAACAAGCACGGAACUGACUCCAAGGAAGCACAAAUAGCCCAGCAUCGCGGAGAGUUAUCUCGCACAAGGGAUUUUGUUUAUUUUGGUGGUUCUCUAUAUUCGACGAAAUGGUACAAGUUGUAUUGCAAAGUUUGGUGGGUGUACUAUCAGCUCAAGGCAGAAGGUUAUGGCAACAUUGCAGCUGAACUCAAUAGGGCAAGGGAAGUGUUUUGUCAUUGUAUAGAAAAAGAAGCCAAUGGUAAAACCUUUGAUGCUGCACGGAAAGCUGCCUUUGCAGCAUUGGAUAAAUGGGAAAAGGAGAAUGAUCGUGAAGAAUGGGAUGAGGCAAAGUCAGAGUACGACGCUGCGUUAGCCAAGUGGAAUGAGUUCAAACCCGAGGGAGACCAAUACGCAGAAGAGUUGAGGGUUAAGAUAUAUGAAUGCGCGAAAAAAACUUUAAAACUGUACGGUAUUGCAGAUGAUUUUGAUAUUGCUGCAUUAAAGAAAGAAUUGAGCCGGAAGAGUCAAAAAAUCGAUGAUUUGGAAGAUCAAUUAAGCCAAAAAGGUCGAGAAAUUGGCGAAUUGCAUGGCAGAACAAAUGAACUAGAGGCGACGGUUGGAGAAAUGCGCAUUUGGAUGGAAUCGCUGAUCCGCAUGAAUCAAGCAUUGAUCAAUGGUCAAUAUAAACAGAUUGAAGAAUCUGAAGCUUUUGCACGUACCACACUAGAGCAAGAGUGGCAAUUUUGGUUCGAAAGAGCGACGUCAUCACAUUUAAAUUGGUUAAAUUGGAUUCAGGAAAGAAUGCCUGAAAUAGCAGCAUUGGAAGAAGAAGAAGCUACCGCUCGUAAUAAGUAUAGGCAUGAAUUUUAUGAUUCGGUCCAAAACAUUGACAAUAGGCACGUUGAUCUUCAGGAAAUGUUGAGUGGGUGGGUAUUGGAUUAG
Molecule: messenger RNA, 1179 nt
Organism: Trypanosoma theileri
Lineage: Eukaryota; Euglenozoa; Kinetoplastea; Trypanosomatida; Trypanosomatidae
Exons: 1
Coding region: 1-1179 (392 amino acids)
Source: RefSeq, a predicted model, not a curated record